Cucumis melo (muskmelon) is the source of this 677-nucleotide messenger RNA. RefSeq lists its product as uncharacterized. The transcript has a single exon. NCBI's taxonomy places the organism in Eukaryota, Viridiplantae, Streptophyta, Magnoliopsida, Cucurbitales, Cucurbitaceae. The record is from RefSeq and is a predicted model, not a curated record. The coding region runs from base 49 to 591 and encodes 180 amino acids. Gene Ontology annotation, molecular function: catalytic activity.
UCUCCUGGUUAACUCAAGUUCUUCCAUUUUUCCUACAAGAAACAAAAAAUGAAGAGCCAGAGCACAUUCAGAACACGUCAAUUAAAAAAGAAAACCACCAAGAAAACAACCAGAGAAUCUCCAAUAUCCCAGAAAGUUUGUCCUCCUCCUCUACUUAAUGCAUUGAAAGUUUCAGCUGAACGAAAUGCGGCUCGUUUUCACUUUCCUAGGCAUAAUAGAGGGAGAGCAGGGCCAUCAUCAUUUACUCAGCACAUUGGUCUGAAGCCAUUUAUGCAUGAUUUACCCAACCUUCCGGAGCUAGACAACCUCUUUUAUCCAGAGGGUCCAAUUUUAGAAGCACAGCAGCAAGCAGCAAAACUUUUUGAAGCAUCAGAAACAUGGUUCCUCGUUGGAGGAACCACAUGUGAAAUUCAGGCUGCAAUUAUGGCAACUUGCUCCCCAAGAGAUCAUAUAAUUUUUCCAAGGAAUUCCCAUGUAUCCGUCAUAUUGGCUUUGGUGUUAUCUGGUGCAAUACCGAAAUACAUCAUGCCUAUGUAUGACUCCAAUUGGGAUAUAGUUGGUGAGGUUACUCCAUCAGAGGCAAGUGUGUAACACUGGUUUUAAACUCAUGGAUAUAAACUUGUCAUGUAGUGUUAAAUUUUUCAAUAGACUAUUGCUUUAUUGUUACUACUCGUUGU